This is a messenger RNA of Dreissena polymorpha, 1353 nucleotides long. RefSeq lists its product as uncharacterized. Gene Ontology annotation, molecular function: DNA binding. Lineage: Eukaryota; Metazoa; Mollusca; Bivalvia; Myida; Dreissenidae. The transcript has 3 exons. The coding region runs from base 1 to 1353 and encodes 450 amino acids. The record is from RefSeq and is a predicted model, not a curated record. Gene Ontology annotation, cellular component: nucleus.
AUGGCAGUUAAAGAGGAUAACAUCCCCGUCUAUAGGGCUUCUAAGAUGUAUGGUGUGCCUCUUACCACGUUGCGUGAUCACGUAGGCAGCAGAGUGUCGGUUGAUACCAUGAAAAAUGGACCCGCGCCGCUGCUUAGUCUCAGCGAGGAACAGCUACUGGUCGAGCAUGUGAAAGGCCUAGCGCGUGUCGGGUAUGGGUACACUCGCGCCGAAAUCUGCACCAAGGCGUCCGACUUCGCUGUUUACCUUGGAAAACGGUUAAAGGAAGAGAAACCUCUCAGUCUCAAAUGGUUCUAUGGCUUCAUGGGCAGGUGGCCAGUACUCAAAGUUGUUAAGCCAUCCAAACUUUCUGAACAACGAGCAAGGUGUGCUUCUAAGGAGUUGAUCCUGAACUACUUUGAAGAGCUGAAAAAUAUCUUCGACAAGUACGAGUUGCACAACAAACCUCACCUUGUGUACAGCAUCGACGAAAAGGGCAUCAAUACCGAAUAUAGACCACCAAACAUUGUAGCUGGCUUAGACGCACGUCCUCAAGUGGUGAUGGCCGAACGAUCGAAAACGGUUACAGUGAUCGGCGGAGGAAAUGCCCUUGGUUCCCAGAUACCGCCAUUCUUUGUAUUUCCCGGUCAACGGAUGCUACCAGAGCUUAUGGUCGGAAAGAGUGAAGGGGCUGAAGGCAUGAUGACGCAAUCUGGUUGGUCAAACAGCGAAGUUUUUCUUCGCUAUAUGCAGACGCACUUCUUGAAAUAUGCCAUGGGACGUAACCAAGAAGAUACCACACUGGUGUUGUACGAUGGUCACAAGAGUCAUAUCUCCAUCGAACUCAUUGAAUGGGCAAAAGAGAACAGAAUAAAUGCCAUUGACGCGGUGACUAGUCUAUUCGAUGACAUAGCACCUUCAGAGCUGUAUGCAGCCACCUGCGAAAAGCUGGCUUCUGGUGCGGAUAACAUUAUCCAACACGAACCUGACAUCAACGACGGUGCAAAAUUCUUCAGUGACUUCCCCACUGAAGUUUCGAAGAAAGUGUCAAAAUCCCGCCGAAAUAUCCACAAGGUUGUUGGUGGCAAAGCAAUGACGAAAGAUAAAACGUUCGAUGCUGUGCGUCAAUACAUUGCCGAGUCCGCCACCCGCCCAUCGACCGCUGGCAAGGCAACGACUACAGACAGUCCAGUAGCAGGGCCAUCACGUGCAAUACAGACAUGUGAUGAUGACUUCAUGUCCGUAGAUGACGAUGUGACGGACGAUGAGAAAUGUUGCGUGUGCAAGAAGUACUACUACACUUCAAAAGAUGGACAGUCUCUUGCAAUUUACACAUGGGCGCAAUGUGAUGACUUGGUUGUCAGUGAUGUCUGA